AUGAAGUCUUCGGCGGCCUCCGGGGCCCAAGACACUGGCGACAAGGUCAACACCAAAAAGUCUUGGCCUCUGUGGAAGAAGCUCGCUAUCGUCGGCAUCAUCCUCAUCAUUGUUAUCCCUCUCGCCGUCGGCUUGGGCGUCGGCCUGUCCAAGAACAAGGGCGGGGAUGAUGACAGCUCUGGCGACGAUGACCAGGACGACUCUGGCUCUGACAACGACACUCCUGGCGGCGACACCAACCGUACCUCGAUCUGGCAGCCAGAGGUGGGCGCCGCCUGGCAGAUCAUCCUCAUCAAGCCCAUAGAGAUUAGCGACGACGGCAAGGUCUCUCCCGACGUCGACAUCUACGACAUUGACCUCUACGACAACGACGAAUCUACCUUUUCCGCCCUCCACAAGGCCGGCAAGAAGGUCAUCUGCUACUUCAGCGCCGGAUCUUGGGAGGACUGGCGCGACGACAAGGACGACUUCAACGAGGCCGAUCUUGGUGACGAGCUCGACGGGUGGCCUGAUGAGCGCUGGCUCAACGUGUCCAGCCCGGCCGUGCGUACCAUCAUCAAGAAGCGCAUCGAGUAUGCGGCCGAGAAGGGAUGCGACGCUAUUGACCCAGACAAUGUCGAUGGAUUCCAAAACGAGAAUGGCCUUGAUCUGACCUCCGACGAUGCAGUCUCCUUUGUCAAGUUCCUGGCAGACACGGCAGCCUCGUUCAACAUGUCGACGGGCCUCAAGAACGCUGGAGACAUCAUCCCCGACGUCAUCUCGGAUGUGCAUUUCUCCGUGAACGAGCAAUGCGUCGAGUUCGCCGAAUGCGAAACGUUCGCCGAGUUUGUCGAGAACGACAAGCCCGUCUUCCACAUCGAGUACCCCAAGGGGACACCGAACAAGGUUUCAAGCAAGGAUUCAAGCGAAAUAUGCUCCCAGAAGGGCAAGGCGGCGGGGACAGAGGGCUUCAGCACCGUGAUCAAGACCAUGGAUCUGAACGGCUGGGUCCAGUACUGCGACGGUAAGAAGUACACGACUGACGUGGACGCUUGA
Molecule: messenger RNA, 1035 nt
Organism: Fusarium keratoplasticum
Lineage: Eukaryota; Fungi; Ascomycota; Sordariomycetes; Hypocreales; Nectriaceae
Product: Alpha-galactosidase
Exons: 2
Coding region: 1-1035 (344 amino acids)
Source: RefSeq, a predicted model, not a curated record